This is a messenger RNA of Arabis nemorensis, 432 nucleotides long. The record is from the annotation of a GenBank genome assembly. NCBI's taxonomy places the organism in Eukaryota, Viridiplantae, Streptophyta, Magnoliopsida, Brassicales, Brassicaceae.
AUGGCUAUGGCUGUAGCCCCAAUUCUUCCACAAACCCUAGAUUCAUCUCCCAAAAUGUCAUUUAGCACCGUGAUUCGUCGAGCCUUGUCCACAUUUGCCACUCUUGCCUUCCGUGCUGCUAGAUUUCGGGUUUGCUUCCGUACCGGCGCCGUCUCCGCCCAGAGAUUGAUUCUCGGUAACCAACUCAACCGUGGAUCGGUUAUUUCGUUCUCGAGAUUUUCGACGGAAAGUUCUCUCACUAAAACAACCGCCGACAAAAAUCUCGUUAGCGUUCUCGAAUCUGAAAUCGAAUGGGCCGCGUUCGAAGAAGCUUAUGAUAACGUCUUGGAAGAAAAGCAAGAAGGGUUUCCAUUUGAGAUCAUUGAUUCUCCAGGGGAGAGAGUUGUGUUCCGAGUAUCUUCAAUGGCUCAAGGAUAUCAAGGCUUUUGUUGA